Messenger RNA from Candidula unifasciata, 2103 nucleotides. NCBI's taxonomy places the organism in Eukaryota, Metazoa, Mollusca, Gastropoda, Stylommatophora, Geomitridae. The record is from the annotation of a GenBank genome assembly.
AUGGCGACCACCGAAGACUCAAUAGAAAUUCUUCUCAAUCGAGCAACAGAUCCUUCUAUGAAAGAAGAGGACUGGGAUAAGAUAACAGCAUUUUGUGAUAAAGUGAAUGCAGAACUGGAGGGUCCAUUGUUGUCAACAAGGCUUCUUGCCCAUAAAAUACAGUCACCACAAGAGAAAGAGGCACUCUUUGCACUUACUACCUUGGAAGCCUGCGUGAAGAACUGUGGGAGAUACUUUCAUCAGGAAAUUGGAAAAUUCCGUUUUCUUAAUGAACUUAUCAAAGUUGUAUCUCCUAAGUAUCUUGGAAAUCGAACAUCCGAAAAGGUGAAAAAGAGGUGUGUUGAGAUCAUGUACAGCUGGUAUAAGGGACUCAGCCAUGAGCCUAAGAUUGGGGAAGCUUAUAAGAUGCUUAAGUCUCAGGGUAUAGUCAAAGAAGACCCAGUUUACAUGGAUAAAACUUUUAGCAUGUUUCCUCCACCAAAACCAAGGAAGGCUGAUUUUGAAGAUGAUGAAAAAGCGAAGACUCUAGAGCGCCUGCUGAGAAGUAAAAACCCUGAAGAUCUGCAAGCAGCAAACAGGCUGAUCAAAAACAUGGUUAAAGAGGAUAUGGAGAGAACAGAAAAGAGGUCCAGGCGUAUCAAUGAGUUAGAGUCAAUCAGGAAUCAAGUCAAGCUUCUGACUGAAAUGAUCAACCAGCACACAAGUUCUGCCUCAUCUAAGGAUGAGCAAGAGAUGAUGAAGGAGUUGUUUGACAACCUGGAGAAGCAAAGACCCAACCUGUUCAGAUUAGCCAGUGAUACAGAUGAGAAUGACAAUGAUGGAAUAAAUGAUAUUCUCAAAGCUAAUGACUCUGUGACACGUGUCAUGACCUUGUAUAAAGAGAAAGUUGUGGGAGAAAAACCUGCAGGUGAUUACACUCCUGGAGCUAAAGACUCGUCUCUUCUGGAUCUUGGCUCGGACUCAGUGAGACCAACACCCAGUGCUGCAAGUACAGCAGCAACUUCAUCUGCUGCUUUGUUAGACAAUGAUUUUAAAUCACUAGGUUUGGAUGACAUGAAUGAUCUCGGUAGCAUAUUCAACAAUAUCCCAUCUCAACAGCCUCAGCAGAUGUCUGCCUUGAAUACUCAGCAAGCAGUGAUGUCAGCAUUUAUGGGCAUGCAAGCUUCACCUCCACACAACUUCCCUUUGCAGACAGGAUUUAACGGUUCCCCCAUGAUUCAGCCGCAAGCGGCAAGGACAGCACCAUUCUCAGUGGGCCCUCCUGCAUACAGUGCUAUCUCUCACAAUGUGAAAUCAGCAACCAGUGGAACUUCUGGUUCAGAUCCAGCAGUCAGCGUCUUUGGACAGACUCCGGUGAAGAGUGCAUCUGUAUCAAACUCCACUCUGGCAGACUUGGACAUCCUCGACAGAUCUCUGCAAGACUAUAAACUCAGCAAGGAGACCUUCCCUGUCAAAACAGUCCCUGCCAAGUUGCCAUUGAACCAGCUAGCUGCUAACAAAGCAGCCGCAACAUCCCAAGCUGCUGCUGUAGCAUCAUCAGCCCAGUCUAGUCACAUCAAUACCAGCCACACAGACCUGGGUCCAGGAAUGAUCCUCCAACCACAGCCAGCUGCCACAAACCAGUCUGCUGUUGACAGUGAUUUCUCUCCACUAGUUAGUGCCGCACCGGAGCCUGUACCCGAGUUAUUACCUCUCACAGAUAUCUUUGUUUCUUUAGAACAGAUACAGCCAGCACCCAACAUUCCUUCGGUAACGGCAUAUGAGAAAAACAACUUGAAAGUUAUGGUUCACUUUGCUAAGGAUCGACCCCGGGCAGAUGUUGUCACAAUGGUUGUAUCUACCAUAUCCACCAACACCAGUCCCAUCACUGGUUUCAUUUUUCAAGCAGCUGUUCCAAAGAUCAUGAAAGUGAAGCUGCAACCGGCAUCCGCGUCUGACUUCCCUGGUUUCAACCCCAUCUUGCCACCUGCUGCAAUCACACAGGUCAUGCAUGUUGCAAAUCCUCGCAAGGAGAAAGUCAGAUUGAAGUACAAGCUGUCAUAUACUCUGAACGGAGAAUCCAUUUCUGAUGUUGGUGAUAUAGACGGGAUUCCGAUACAGUGA